AUGGUACUUAGUAAAAAAGUCAACAUACAACCUGGAAAGCCCAUGAACAUUGACCAAAUCACAACUAGUAACAGUGAACCGAAUGAUGAACCAACAACUACAACAAACUUUCAAAAUAGUGGAACAGAGCAAACACUAUCUUCAAGCAAUCUAGGAGGAACAGAUCUUUCGAGAUGGAGACUUCGAUAUUGGACAGAAUCAACAAGGAAGAAAACCUCGUAUAAUGAAAUAAAUCUAACAUUAACUAGAGAAAUAUUUGAAGAAAUACGACAAAGAAGAAUAAACCCACAAACGGUAAAUAGAAAAAUACAACCAAACGAUGUAUUCUCAACACCAAACGGGAUAGUGCCACAACAAUUCAUAAAUGAAGAAAUAACGGAUGAAACUAAUGAACAACUAUUUGGACAACUAUUUUUCAAUGAAACUGAACUUCAAAGGGCAAUAAAUAGAAGCUUCGGAGAGGCUAAUCCAAAGGAUAGAACCUUCCACGAAUAUAAUAGAAAAUUCUUUAAGCAAAUAAAAGGAACUAACGUCCUAUGUAAAUCAUGCCUAAUGACAAUAGUAAUCGAACAAGAAGAACCAUGGGAAUAUACCAUUGUACAAACUGAAGAAACUAGAAAUCACCAACAUAAAAAAGAAGAAUAUUGUAACCAAUGUCAUAAAUUAGUAAAAACCAAAGAAUUCUUUCCAGAACAAGAAGAAAGCUACCAGCAAAAGCUUGAAAAAUUAAUCAACCUUGAAGGACAGGAAUACAAACAGAAGGUAAUUACCUUAAUAGAUAAAGCACAACAAGUGGCCCAGGACGAAUCUAGGAAAAACCUAAAAACACAACAAUAUCAGAAAAUAACUUGGGUAAAAAAUUGCAAAGCCUGCGAUUAUUGUGCCAAAUAUAAAAAGAAGUAUGAAUAUCAAAAUAACCAGGAAAAGUGUAACUGUGUGAAUAUUCAAAAUGACAACAAUACCACAAAGGAACAAGGAUUAAAAACUGUGACAAUUGUAAUAUAUUUAAAAAAUAUUGCAUCAAACAACCAACUGAAGAAAAGUGUAAUUCCUGCAUUGAAAAAGAAUUACCGUGUACCUCCACCAAACCAAAACAAGCAAAUUAUAACCAUUGUGAAAACUUGCAAAUACCAAAAACCUAAAAAGUACCAUAAACAAAAUAACUCUGACAAAAUAAAAGUGGAAGAAAUAAACAAAAACUGUGACAAUUGUAUUCAAAAAAGAAUAGAAAAUCUGACAAUACACCCAGAAGAAGAAAUAGGACAACAAAUUAAAUCAAUAAAACAACUAUUUGAAGAAUAUCAAAACAAAACAUUCUUUCCAGAAGAAACAAAUUUAAACAAACUAUUUGACCAAUUCACUAAACUCUCAACAGAAGAUAAUAAUCCUUGGGAACCAGAAAUAUCUAUUGAACCAAUAACAUCCAACAAGAAACUCAUACGACCACCACCAAAACCUAGAAAAGUUUUAGAAGAAGUACUAAACGGAGAUUUACAAAAUUAUCUAUUAUUACUCUUAAGAGAAAGUAAAAUAGUAAAAGAAUAUCAAUUAAGAAGAUUACACACCAUAUUAAUGAGUAUAACAAUAGAUCGAUACAAUCCAGAAUAUUUAAAGAAAGUAUUACAAAAAGCAAAAGACAAUAUCAUCCAAUACCAACAACAAAUUUAUACCAAAGAAAAAUUAAUAACAAAAUUAAAAGAAUUAGAACACCAAUUACCAUUAGGAAUAUCAGUAAGAAUAGUAUUGGAAGAAAUACUUAAACAGAAAUCACUACAAAAAUUAAACAAACUCCUAAAAGAAAUCAACAAUCAUCUCGAAGAGUUAAAUGAACAAUAA
Ambispora leptoticha is the source of this 1836-nucleotide messenger RNA. Lineage: Eukaryota; Fungi; Glomeromycota; Glomeromycetes; Archaeosporales; Ambisporaceae. The record is from the annotation of a GenBank genome assembly.